GUAUUUCAAGUAAAAUAUUGAGAAAGAUUCAUUAAUAUUCGGUUCAUUAUUUAGCAUAAGUUAUCAAAUGGAAAGUUGUGAAUUUCAAAGACCACACAUUCAAUUGUCUGUUUCUAGAGGAAAUAAAAUAAAUACAGAAUUCAGAACAAGUAUGUCUACGCCGUGGGGUAAAAUACAGGCAGCACCUGUUAUGCCAUGUUCUCUACAAGAUGUAAUGAGUGAACAGCUGGCUCUUGAUCUUCAGAAAAAGGAGGAAGAAAACAGUGUAAAGGUUGAAGAGACAAGGACCUUCCAGGAGAUACUAGCAGCAGCCAGCGAGGACCCGGAAACAACAGACGACUUUCUGCUGGCUCAGAUGUUACAACAGGAAUACGACAGAGAGCAUGAUCAGGCACUCAAAAUAGAGGAAAAAAAGUUCAACGGAAAUAACAAAGUGUCGAUUUCCUUUGAGAACUACAGAGUGGUACAUCCAGCGUACAGAGAUGAAGAGGAUGAGGAGGAAAUAGACCCAGAUGAAAUCGAGUACAGGAAAACUCAAUGGGAUAGCCCAAGUCCCAAGUUCAACAAAUCUGGAGUAAUUGGCAAAGGCAAGAAUAUAACUACCAAACAUGAUGCUGAGAUCUGUGGGAGAAGAAAUGCAUCUAGGUUAAUGGAUCUUCCACCAGAGUUUCAGUCUGGUGAUGGAGAAGGGAUAGACAUGAAGCUCCCCAAUAAAGUAUACAACAAACUAAAGCUACACUCACUGGCUGAAAACAAGAGAAGUCAGAGACUGCAUGAGAAAAAGGAGUUUUCUACCUCUGAACAAGUGUUAGAUCCUCGUACCAAACUGCUGCUGUAUAAGAUGGUGAACAAUGGGACCAUGGAGUCUGUAGGGGGGAGCAUCAGCUCCGGGAAGGAGUCCGUCGUGUAUCACGCAUACGGGGGAAGCAAAGAGGGGGUUUUGCUGUCAACUGAGUGUGCAGUUAAGAUCUACAAGACAACACUAAAUGAAUUUAAGAACAGGGGAGCAUAUGUGGAUGGGGAUCACAGGUUUUCUAGGGACGACUUCAAGAAAAACAACCCAAGGAAAGUGAUUCGAAUCUGGGGGGAGAAAGAGACAGCUAAUCUCAACAGAAUGAAGAAGUUUGGGAUCCCUUGCCCCGCUGUACAAGUUCUCAAUAAACACAUCUUGGUGAUGAGUUUUAUAGGCGAGGACCAGUGCCCCGCCCCCAAACUGAAGGACGCCCAGCUCUCCGUGGAGGAUUAUGAGGACGCUUAUGAACAGGUUAUAAAGAUAAUGGAUACAAUGCAGAAUAAAUGUGCCUUGGUUCAUGGGGACUUGAGUGAAUACAACCUGCUCUGGUACCAAGAUAAAGUGUGGGUGAUCGAUGUCAGCCAAGCGGUAGAACUCACUCACCCCAAGGCCAUGGAGUUCUUGUUUCGAGACUGCACAAACGUUUGCAAGUUCUUCAAGAAGGCAGGAGUGCAUAAUGUUAAAGAGGCAGAGAAACUGUUCAAUCAGAUCACCAGACUAAAUAUCAAAGGGAAGGGCGCGGAGUUUGCCGCCCAGGUCCAGCGAUACGACAAGGAGAGAAGCGCGGAGUUACUGGCUCAUCAGAUUUCUAUGAAGGAGUACGCGUUUGAUUAUUACUUUGAGAAGUCGCAGCAGGACCGGCUAGAGGAGGCCGGGGAGGAUGAGGGGGAGGUGUUAGAGGACAGGAACGACCCGUUUGAGUAUUUUUACGAGAAAUCUUUACAGGACAAAGCUGAUGAGGCAGGAGGGCAGGAUUCAGAGGAGGAGGAGGAGGACGAUGAGGAAGUAGAGGAGGAACUUAGGAAUGCAGAUGAAGAAAAAAUGGAUAAAUUAAAACUUGGAUAGGGAUA
Saccostrea cuccullata (small rock oyster) is the source of this 1863-nucleotide messenger RNA. Its product is annotated as serine/threonine-protein kinase RIO3-like. The transcript has 10 exons. Bases 68 to 1858 code for a protein of 596 amino acids. Gene Ontology annotation, molecular function: protein serine/threonine kinase activity; ATP binding. Lineage: Eukaryota; Metazoa; Mollusca; Bivalvia; Ostreida; Ostreidae. Gene Ontology annotation, biological process: protein phosphorylation. The record is from RefSeq and is a predicted model, not a curated record.